AUGCUCCGUAAUGUUUUCUCCUUCCUCCUCGUUCGCAUGCAACAGGAUACGCCAUCCAUUCUACUCAUCACUAUCAUUAUCAACAUUGGACAACAGUUAUCCAUGGCUCCCAUACUCUUCAGGGCAUCGCCCAUCGACCCGGCGCUUCGCUCACCAGCAUCACCGGAUCCCUCGUCCCGCGAUCUUGCCAGUUACAGCACGUCUCUGCCAGCGGACGGGCGCAAGACCCCUCAACUUCCCUCUGCGUCUGAGAUAGCUCACUCGUUUGGAAACCCCGAUUCCACGCCACCAUCGACUACGUUACCACCGCUCGACUCGAGAUCGGAGAUCCUCGGUCUGCCUCGAAGCAAUUCAGGCACGACUUCGCUGCCAGGGCUGUCAGCAUUGGCAUCGGUUGCAAUUGCGCCGACCUCAGACCUCAGUCUGAGCAUGUCGUACGCCACGUCUUCGCCAGCCGCUACCACCGGAGGCCAGGGCAACACUCCGCCCGUGUGCCAGAAUUGCGGGACAUCAACCACUCCCCUCUGGCGCCGAGAUGAGCUGGGCUCCGUUCUCUGCAACGCAUGCGGUCUUUUCUUGAAACUACACGGUCGCCCACGACCGAUCAGUCUCAAGACCGAUGUUAUUAAAAGUCGCAAUCGGGUAAAAACUGCUGGGCAGGCCCCGAAACGCAAGUCUGGAGGGGGAUUGGAACCGAAUGGCUUAUCGUCGUCGAGAUCAGAGGCCGGCACACCGCCUCUGGGAGCACAGGGCUAUCGUCGCGCAUCUCGAAAGAUGUCUCCGGGGCAUUCGGAUCGCUCGAACUCGCCCGUGUCGCGAACAGAUACCCCAGGAAUGUCGUCUCUUCAUCAACACAAUUCUAAUAUCGCGCCGCAGCACAUGUUUGAUAGUGUAACCCUCGGCGACUCAAGCUUCAAUCCGGCCAACACACUCCCGGCAUUGCAGCUUCGACAACCGUCCCCGGGCUCCACAUCUUCCAUGAUCGAUCGACAUCUUGAAGUACCACAAACAUAUGAAGGGCUACUUGCCGCAAAUACAUCUCUCAAGACUCGCGUGAGUGAACUUGAAGUUAUCAAUGAGCUCUUCCGCGGUCGCGUCGCGGAACUUGAACAGAGCGACGCUACUGCGCGUCGCUCCGAGAUGAUUGCGCGUGAUUCAGAAGCGAGGCUACGUCGGUCCCUGGAAGAUUCUCAGCGUCGCGAAGAUGACAUGAAACGCCGUAUCAGUGAAUUAGAGCAGCAGCUUUCAGAUCACUCCGGCUCUGGUCCCUUUCAAGGCAAUGGUUCAAGUGAACCGGCCAUGAAGAAGAUUCGCCUAUCGGAUGUAGUUGAUUAUGAGGCAGUAAAUGCCCCAAAGUCUCCUAAAACUACAUAA
Messenger RNA from Talaromyces marneffei, 1374 nucleotides. RefSeq lists its product as uncharacterized. The record is from RefSeq and is a predicted model, not a curated record. The transcript has 5 exons. Gene Ontology annotation, biological process: negative regulation of transcription by RNA polymerase II; positive regulation of transcription by RNA polymerase II. Lineage: Eukaryota; Fungi; Ascomycota; Eurotiomycetes; Eurotiales; Trichocomaceae. Gene Ontology annotation, molecular function: zinc ion binding; DNA-binding transcription factor activity, RNA polymerase II-specific; RNA polymerase II cis-regulatory region sequence-specific DNA binding. The coding region runs from base 1 to 1374 and encodes 457 amino acids.